Molecule: messenger RNA, 917 nt
Organism: Suillus subaureus
Lineage: Eukaryota; Fungi; Basidiomycota; Agaricomycetes; Boletales; Suillaceae
Exons: 1
Coding region: 428-673 (81 amino acids)
Source: RefSeq, a predicted model, not a curated record
CUACAUGACCUCCUGAUCAGCACCAAAGAGCCGAUCGUUCAGUCCUCGCGGACAAGGCUCAUUCAGCAAACCUUCAUGCUUGUCCGUCCCUGGGAUCGGUCCCUCCUUGAGCUACCUGACGUUGCAGAUCUGUCCGACGUUGGGGACGAUGUGGAGAACGAGGGGGAUUAUUGGACUCCACUUUCUUCUCCGUCAGACGACUCACCUAGUCGUUCUCUUCUAAAACAGGAGGUGGUUGAUCUGGAAUCACGAGCAUUGCGGUUGCUUGUUCGCCUUGGGCAGCCUUUCGGGGCAUUUUUGCUAGCGCGGCAGCGCGGCGGAGAAUACAGGAGGGUUGCGUCGGAUCGUGACAUCAUCGCACAGGUCAAAGAUGUGGCUUCUGUUGUCGACCUCAUGGACAUCAGGACGAUAGAAAUACUGUAGCUGUAUGUUUUCCCCGAGGAUUAGGGAUCUGAGCGGUUUUUAUUGGUACUUGCUACUCAUACAUGCAUGCAUAUGUAAAUAUUGGACUAUAGUUUCCUUUCAAAGCGGGCCAUGGGGACCUAUCCGCACCACUUCUCCGUCCUACACCACUAGAUUAAUACCCGAACAUGCUCAUUACACCUACCUGCAUGGGUGCUCAGGUUUCAUGUCUCGUUCGCUCACACCCUUCAUCCUUGAGAAUUAUUUGUGAGUGGGACUGACACGCGUGAGCUUUUGAUAGAGUCAUGCACAGGGCCGUCUAACUUUACUGCUCUGCGUUUGAUAUUCCCUUCCAAGUGUCUUCAUCCCAUCGUGAUCAUCGUCAUCUACCCUCUCGAGAGUUUUACUCACUUGUGCGAUCACUUCGGUUACCUUGCAAACAAAUAUCGAUAUAUCAACUCCCGCAUUUGCUAAACAUCAAUUCCAUUAAAACACGCAGUGCAACGCAAAACUGA